AUAGGGACAUUCGACUGCCGCAUGGUACGUAGAGCAGUCAUCGCUUUAACUCUGGCGGAAGCACAACCAAAAUGUGCUCCGAGAGAAGGCUUUUGAUCCUGCUGCUGCUGCCGCUGAUAGUCGUGGUGCAAGCUGCUGCCUUGCUAGCCUUUGCCAAUUGCACUCCCGAAGAGCGUUGCAUCACCCUCAAGAGGUGUCCGCAAAUACUGGACAAUAUCAAGGCCUACAAUGUGGCCCAGCGGAAAAUGAUCGGCCACAAGCAAUGCGCUUUGAAGAGUCAUCACAACACACUCUUGGAACGAGUCUACGUCUGCUGUCCGGAAGUGCCUCCCGUUGCCCAGACGGGCAACAUCCUCCCCAUCAUUGGAGAGUGCGGCGUGACCUUGCCUUCCUUUCGCAUCGUUGGGGGCACCAAGGCAGGUCUCUAUGAGUUUCCAUGGCUGGCACUGAUCCGACACGAGAAACCUGUGGCACUGCAGCUUAGGACGCUCCGGGAUUUGCUCAAAUUGUUUGUCGUGAAACCUACAUCCUUCGGUUGCGGAGGGGCACUGAUCAACACUCGCUAUGUACUGACCGCAGCCCAUUGCGUGGCCAGCCGAAGGCUCAUCGAGUCGGGUACAGUGGUGGCCAGCGUUCGUCUCGGCGAAUGGAACACGGAGACUGCUCCCGACUGCUUCAACGAGGUGAAUGGUAGAGAAAUCUGUGCUCCCAGCCACCUGGACAUAGAGGUCGAGAAGAGGAUCGUCCACGACGGGUAUGUGCCCGAUAGCAGGGACCACUUCAACGACAUAGCUCUGCUGCGCCUCAAGCGGAGUGUCAGCUACGCCAACAACAUCCAACCCAUUUGCCUGCCAGAUAGCCAGAGGCUGCACAAUAGUCACUUCCAAAUAGCCGGCUGGGGCCACACCGACUUGGACAGGGCGAGCCCCGUCAUGCUUAAGGCCACUAUUAUGGGCCGUGGUGUGGAUGAGUGCCGCGCAAGAUAUGGCCCGAUGAGGGACACCCAACUGUGUGCUGGCGGCACCGAUCAUAGAGACACCUGUAACGGGGACUCGGGCAGCCCCCUAAUGGCCACCAUCAGUGUGGGCGGCCGUGAAUUCGUCUAUCUCGCAGGCAUCACCUCGUACGGACCAAGGCCGUGCGGUCUGCAGGACUGGCCGAGCGCCUACACCAGAACAGAGGCCUUCAUCGAAUGGAUAGUGAUGCAUCUGGAGGCUUGAUCUUGCUUUGAAUGCGAUAGAAGUGUGAGAGGAACGGCGCUGUAUUUAGUAUCUAUGUAUAACGUCAUAAGAAUAACUGGUUAAGAAAUUAACGACUGCACAUUGGA
This is a messenger RNA of Drosophila pseudoobscura, 1327 nucleotides long. Its product is annotated as spaetzle-processing enzyme-like. The transcript has 2 exons. Gene Ontology annotation, molecular function: serine-type endopeptidase activity. The record is from RefSeq and is a predicted model, not a curated record. Lineage: Eukaryota; Metazoa; Arthropoda; Insecta; Diptera; Drosophilidae. Gene Ontology annotation, biological process: proteolysis. The coding region runs from base 72 to 1220 and encodes 382 amino acids.